GGUUUUGUGAUGCGAUGCGAUGCGAUGCGGUGAGCUUUAGAGUUUUCUCACGCCACAGAGAACCGAAAAAAGGCGCAAUCGCAGAUCGAAGAAGAAGAGGAAGCAGCAUCUUUGAAAUCUAACACUCUGGAUCAAUCUCAACCUCGUGGUUUUGUGCAUUUCACAGGGCCAGUGAUUAUUUACACAAAAUGAUGGAUGGAAAUGGUAAUGAUGGGAGUGGAUUGAUUGAAGACCAUGUCGUUAUGGAAGUUGACAGCAUCAACUUCUGGGCCACACUGGCUGGCAGUCCCCACGUCCAUCCUGUCGACCCCACCGUUCACUCUGUGCAAACUCAUCACCACCACCAACACCACCACCAUCAUCAUGAGCAAAUGGAACCUCAGCUCGAACUCGUUGAACAACCUGUGAGAAGAGAAUUGUUUGCAGUUGAAACCGAUCCGAGACUUGAACCCUUUCUUGGCAUGGAAUUUGAUUCUGGGGAGGCAGCAAAAACCUUCUACAUUGCUUAUGCAGGACGUAUCGGCUUUUCUGUUCGGAUUGCACGUUCACGUCGAUCAAAGUGUAAUGAGUCGGUUAUUAUGCUUCGGUUUGUAUGUUCGAGAGAGGGUUUUAGCAGGGAGAAGAGGAUCAUUGCUGGUAAAAAGACUAGAAAAAGAGCAGCAUCUAUUAGAGAGGGUUGCAAGGCAAUGUUGGAGGUGAUUCGAAGAGGUGACGAGAAGUGGGUGGUGACUAAACUAGUGAAGGAGCACAAUCAUGAGGUUGGGAUGCCGAGCAGAGUGCAUUAUAUUGCAACGGAGAUAGAAGGGGAAAUCGAGCCUUAUAUUGGGAUGGAGUUUGAGUCACUCGAGAUGGCGAAAACAUUCUACUAUGCAUAUGCUAGCCGUGUGGGAUUUGAAGCUCGUGUUCGACAAUCACGCCGGUCAUUGCUUGAUGAGUCACUUAAGAUGUUAAAAUUGGUGUGUUCGAGGCAUCGUUACCAUUCAGGGAGAGAUAACACUGGAGAUGAUGGAAGAAGGUUAAUUCAGGAUCCAGGAAAAGAAGGAUGUGAGGCAUUAUUUGAGAUAAUUAGGAAAGACAAUGGUGUGUGGAUGGUUUCUAAACUUGUUUUAGAGCAUAGCCAUGAGCUGACACCAUCUCCUCCUAGCAAAGUGCGAUGCAUUCGUUCACAAGGAGAGAUACUUGUUAUUGCCAAAAACUUUUCUGAUACUCGUAAUCUUCUGUUAAAUGGCCAAGAUACACAGUCCUAUCUUAGGGAGAUCCGCUACAAUGACUUGGGAGCAGAAGAUGCCCAAAUUUUUCUUGAGUAUUUGAAGAGAACUCAAGAAGAGAAUCCUGCAUUUUUCUAUGCUGUACAAGUUGAGAACAAUGGCUGUAUGACUAACAUCUUCUGGGCUGAUGCUAAUGCUAGGAUGGCAUACAACUACUUUGGUGAUGCUGUUACGCUUGAUAUGACCUAUAAGAGCAAUAAGGAGCUGAUGCCUAUUGUUAUUUUUACAGGUGUCAAUCAUCAUGCACAACCUGUAGUUUUUGGGUGUGCACUACUCGUGGAUGAAUCAGAGUCAUCAUUUGUUUGGCUUUUUGAACAAUGGCUUGCAGCAAUGUCUUCAAGAGAGCCAGUCUCACUUGUAACUGGCCUAAAUAGAGUUGUGGCAGGCGCAACUGCAAAAGUACUUCCAAGCACUCGCCAUUGCUUUUGCAAGAGGCAGAUCUUGACCACUAUCCAGGAAGAGCUACCAGAUUUAUUUUCUGCACAUUGCCUCUUCGAGGAGGAACUCCUGAAAUGUAUCGAUGACUCUGAAACAGCUGAAUCCUUUGAAACUUGUUGGGAUGCCAUAAUCGAUAAAUAUGACAUAAGGGACAACACAUAUCUUCAGUCCUUAUACAACAUUCGUUUUCAAUGGGUUCCUGUAUACUUGAAGGAUACAUUCUUUGCAGAGAUGUAUGAUUCUCAAAGGUCGGAAGAUAUCGAGAAGAUCAUUGAAAAGUGCUGCACUGCAAAAACCUCAUUGAGGGUGGCUGUUAGGCAACUCGGACAGGCGUUGGCAAGUAACUAUGAGAAGGAAGCCCAAGCAGAUUUCGCUACGAUGUUUGAUAAGCCUUUUCUUAGAACUGCUUCACCAAUGGAAAAACAGGCAGCUGGUAUUUACACUAGGACGAUAUUUGACAGGUUUCAGGAGGAAUUUGUUGAGUCUUUUGCUUAUCAUUUAGUCAAAAUUGAGGAUGGGACAGUCAGCAGGUAUCAUGUGGCAAUAAACGAGGAGGAUGAGGAGACAUACACAGUCACUUUUAAUGCUUCUGAAACUAAAGCACAUUGUAGUUGCUGUAUGUUUGAAGUAGCUGGAAUAUUGUGUAGACAUGCACUGAAAGUCUUCAUUGUGAAUGGUGUUCGUACACUUCCGAGAGAGUACAUCUUGAAACGGUGGACAAGACAUGCAAAAAGUUCUGCAGUAGGAGAGGAAUGCGGUGUUGAGCUUCGAGGUAAUUGUGCAGAGCCUUCAUCUGCAAGAUAUAAUGAUCUUUGUCGUGAUGCUGUUAGAUGCGCAAGAGAGGGAGCAACAUCUGCUGAACUCUAUAAUCUAGCAAAGGAUGGACUACAGAAAACUUUUGCUGAAAUAGUCUCAGCAAAACAGAAGAGGGAGCAACAAUCUUUGCAAAGUUUUAUAAAAUCUCAAAAGAAGCACACCAAAAAACUUGGAAAGGUGACACCAAAAAAAGAUCCUUCCGGGAAAAAUGGGAAGAGGACAGCACCAAAAUUAUCGCCAGAUAAUGACUAUAGGUGACUCAAAUGUAUUGUACACGAUUAAGUAAGGUUUUCGAUCAUGUUGUCCGUAUCAAAUUGCCUAUAUAUCCAACUUGAAAAUUAGAUUGCUGCAUAUGUUUUAAUUUGAGCAACUUAGAUAAGAAUAGAUUUCAAUCUUUUUCACUUGUGUUAGAAGGACUAUGUCUCUGAACUUUAAAUUCUAAAUGGGUAUCCUUUUCCCUUGAAUGAAAUGGUCAUAUAUGCCAUCUUAGAAUUA
This is a messenger RNA of Asparagus officinalis (garden asparagus), 3017 nucleotides long. RefSeq names its product protein FAR1-RELATED SEQUENCE 5-like. Gene Ontology annotation, molecular function: zinc ion binding. The transcript is spliced from 2 exons. Lineage: Eukaryota; Viridiplantae; Streptophyta; Magnoliopsida; Asparagales; Asparagaceae. The record is from RefSeq and is a predicted model, not a curated record. Gene Ontology annotation, biological process: regulation of DNA-templated transcription. Bases 189 to 2780 code for a protein of 863 amino acids.